Bicyclus anynana (squinting bush brown) is the source of this 1148-nucleotide messenger RNA. RefSeq lists its product as uncharacterized. The coding region runs from base 16 to 1014 and encodes 332 amino acids. NCBI's taxonomy places the organism in Eukaryota, Metazoa, Arthropoda, Insecta, Lepidoptera, Nymphalidae. The transcript is spliced from 2 exons. The record is from RefSeq and is a predicted model, not a curated record.
UACGACUAUUUCAAUAUGACUUCUCAUACAUUUGAUGAAUUGCUUAAAUCUAUAACCCAGUACAUAGCUAAAAAUAAUAUCACAAGAGAUACAUUAUGUCCCGAAGAACGGCUUACUAUAACUUUGAGAUUCUUGUCAAGUGGACUAAGUUACAGAAAAAUUGCACAAGAGUUUCUUGUUGGAAAAUCGACGGUAUCGAAAAUAAUAAGUGAAACUGCAUGCAUUAUAUGGGAUAUUUUACAGCCACAGGAAAUGCCGGAACCUUCUGAAGAAUUGUGGCUAGAAAUAGCAAAACGAUAUUAUAAAAAAACCAACUAUCCUAAUUGUAUAGGAUCUAUCGAUGGCAAGCAUAUCCGUAUUAGAAAACCACCAAAAAGUGGGUCUAACUAUUUUAAUUAUAAGAAGUUCUUCUCAAUUGUUCUGUUAGCCGUAGCAGAUGCAAACUGUUCUUUUAUAGCUAUUGAUGUAGGUGCUUGCGGACGAAAUGCUGACAGUAAUAUAUUUAAAGAAAGUGGUUUUGGCAAAAAAUUGGCGUGUGGGUCUCUGAAGAUUCCUAACUCAACUAAAUUGCCUAAUUCAAAUGGAUUGCCCCAACCUUUCGUGUUUCUUGGAGAUGAGGCAUUUGGAUUACAAAAGCAUAUCUUGAGGCCUUUUCCUAAUAAAAGUUUAAAUAAGGAAGAGCGAAUUUACAAUUAUCGUCAUAGUCGAGCUAGGAGAUGCGUGGAAUGUGCAUUCGGCAUCCUAACAAGCAAAUGGAGAGUUCUGCAUACACCGAUCGCUACUAAUGUGAAUACAACCAUCGCUAUCGUAAAAGCCGUUUGUAUUUUACAUAAUUUUGUCAUAGCAAGAGAACAAGCACAAUAUGCACAUAUUUCGCGACGUACCUCAACAACUCUUACAAGUUCAAGGAGCCAAAUUAUUACUGUAUCAAAUUCUGGAAAAACAACAAGAGAAAACUUUAAAAACUAUUUUCUUAACGAAGGAAAGCUAUCCUGGCAAGAGAAAUAUUUGUAAGUUGUAGCUACAGGAAGAAAUAGUGUAACGGAGUGUGUAAAGCCGUAAAUACUAUGUAAAUUAUGAUACUUUGUUUUAUGUAGUGAGUGAUACAAGUAUAUUGUUGAAUAAAUAAUAAAUUCAUUAGAAUGGAA